Pelecanus crispus (Dalmatian pelican) is the source of this 1443-nucleotide messenger RNA. Lineage: Eukaryota; Metazoa; Chordata; Aves; Pelecaniformes; Pelecanidae. The record is from RefSeq and is a predicted model, not a curated record.
AUGGAGUUAGAGCACCUGCAGAGGCUGCGUCAGGCCAACCAGGAUCUUCUACAAAGGCUAAGAAUGAAGCAGGAAGAGAUCAGAAAAAGACUUCCCAUCAAGCCUCUCUUUCCAGCAUCUCUUCGUAAUAGAACAGCUACUGAAAGAUCUGUCCCCUUGCCCAAGAGAGGGAAGGAAAAUCGGGUUGAUGCUGCGAAGUCUACAGCUGACGCUGCGAUGUUGGUGUCUGUGGAACCCAGAGUUUACGCAGCCAGAGCAACCCACUGUUCAUCUCUUAAACACAGCAGCAGUGACAGAGGGGUACAGCAACAACAAGCAAAGAUUCAGGAAGCAGUAGGUUUGGAUUCCAGCUUUCCUGGGAAAGAGAAGAAUGUUGUGCCAGUGUCUGCAAUAAUUACGUGUGGCAGAGAAACCUCUGGAGAGGAUAGGGAUAGCCAUGCUCAAGGAAGUCCAGAGAAAGAAUCCUUCCUUCUGGGACAUGGAGAGAACAGAAAACAGUCCGCUCUGCUACAUGGUUUCCCUGAGAAAAAACAGCUUAAGGGUCAUCUGGACCCAUCACUGAGCAGCAUACAAAGUGAAGAGACCAGCAGGCAGCCUGUGGUCCAUAGAGAGCCCAUAACCCAUAAAUCAAUCUUGCUGACAUCUCAGUCUAAAGUGUUGAAGAAGGAAGCUGGUCGUGUGACUUUUCAGUCUGACCCUGAAGAAUAUACCAUACCUGUGAGCCGUUGGUCCGUGCGUCCUUUCCUGGGCUAUGACUGGAUUGCAGGGCUGCUAGAUGUAAACUCUUCAGUAGCAGAAAAAUCUGAUCAAUACUUUGCUGAGCUGCAUGAGUUCCGACAGGCCAACAAAGAAGCGUGUAUUCAUGAGCAGCACCUGGAGCUCAAGGCUCUGGAUUACACAGUUCCUGAACAAGAACAAGAUUUGAUAAUGAGUUCCCAUAAGUGUGUUUACUGUUAUCGAUUAAACCAGCGUCUCUUCACUGUCCCUGUGGAUUCAGAAUCUGCCUGUCCCGUGUGUAAGAUCCCACAUACUCACCAGCCCCCAGAGGUACUGGAAGAGCCAGCCUGUGUCAGGGUCAGCAUUCCCAGGGCUACCCUUAUGCCUGCCUACAAAUACAAAGCCCAUCGCAGGAAGAGCUUUGAACCGGCAGACAAUCUAGCAUUACCUUCGCAUUGUCUGGCUGGCUGGGAAAACACCAUCCCUUCCAGCAACCCCACGCUCAGCAGUUUGGAUCUGCGAGCUUCACUGGAAGAGAAGACUUCUCCCCAUCCUCACCUGAACUCGGUGUCCAGAGUGUCAGGACGAACCAGAACUGACCAGCUUCUGAACCUGACCCACUCGACACACUUCGGGUGUAGCAGUGCCUCUCAGCAGAGGGAGCAAAACAAACCUGGAGACUACAGAGAAGCUCCACAUUUAAAUCCGACUGCCUCAACUCUGUGA